Messenger RNA from Impatiens glandulifera, 2140 nucleotides. RefSeq names its product patatin-like protein 6. The record is from RefSeq and is a predicted model, not a curated record. The coding region runs from base 432 to 1865 and encodes 477 amino acids. The transcript has 3 exons. Gene Ontology annotation, biological process: lipid metabolic process. NCBI's taxonomy places the organism in Eukaryota, Viridiplantae, Streptophyta, Magnoliopsida, Ericales, Balsaminaceae.
UUAUAACUGAUUCAUAUGCUUCACACCUCUUCUCUUCUCUUCUCUUCUUCACCUCCUCUCGCCGCCGCCGCCGCCGUCACCGCCGCCGUCCUCCGCUGUUCUUAACCUUCUCACCUUGAUCGCAUCCAUAUAUAUAUAUAUGAUGUUUAACGAGCUUUGCAUGAUUUUCUCUCUUUCUCAGAGGAAAUGUGGAUAGCAGCGUUACAUAUAUAUAACUGAAGCUCAUUUGGAAUAGAUUUCGAAGAAAAUGGAAUUAUCAAAUUUUUAGGAGAUGUUUGGGGCUAUGAUCGAUGCUAUUAAUGCAAAUUUUAUCUCAACUUCCAAUGGCUGCAGCAGUUCCGAGGUAAAUCAAAGCUGUCGAGACUAUUAUUAUUAUUAUUAUUAUAAGAACAAAUUGCAUUUGUAAGUUAGUUCCUAUUGAGGAAUUAUUAAUGGCGGAAAUGGAAGAAGAGCAGCCGAUAAUCGAUACAGAUAAGCUUACUUACGAGAUUUUCUCUAUCCUAGAGAGUAAGUUCCUAUUCGGAUAUGACGAUCGGAAGCUCUGGAUUCCGAAACAGAUCUCGUCACCGCCGCCGAACCAACCGAGGUCGGGACUAUCCACGCCUACCGCCGUAGAUAAUGGCGUCCAGUCUAUUAAGUAUCAGAGAGGGAAAAUCUGCAUUCUCAGCAUUGACGGAAGCGGAAUGCGGAGUAUCCUUCCCGGGAAAGCAUUAGGCUACCUUGAAAAUGUAUUAAGAACAAAAUCGGGUAAUCCGGACGCCAGAAUCGCCGAUUACAUCGACGUCGCGACUGGAGCUGGCGUAGGAGGGAUAUUCACGGCGAUGCUCUUUGGAACGAAGGACCGUCGCCGUCCGAUUUCCGAGGCCAGUGACACGUGGAAGUUCCUAGCGGCGCAGGGAAGGAAGUUCUAUACUUCUUCUUCUUCUUCGUCGUCGUCGACUGGUUCGAAGUCAGGCGGACGGAAAAGUGUUCGGCAACUAUUUAGCUGUGGUUUCGGGAACGGCGGUUCUUCAAGUGGGACGUCGGAGACUUUAGAGUUGGAGAAGACGAUGAAGGAAUUGUUUACAGAGAAUGGAAGGAACUUAACGCUGAAGGACACGUUGAAGCCAGUUCUGAUUCCCUGUUACGACCUCUCAAGUUCGGCGCCUUUCCUAUUCUCCCGAGCUGAUGCGCUGGAGACUGAUAGCUUCGAUUUCCCGCUGUGGGAGGUAUGCAGAGCGACCUCUGCUGAACCGGGAGUUUUUGAGCCGGUUUCAAUGAAGUCAAUAGACGGAAAGAAGAAGUGCCUGGCUGUAGACGGAAGACUGACUAUGAGCAACCCAACGGCGGCGGCGAUUACACACGUGCUGCACAACAAACAGGAAUUUCCCUUCGUACGAGGGGUGGAGGACAUUUUGGUCCUUUCAUUAGGAAGCGGUCAACUUCUGGAAGACAGCUAUACUUUGGAUCAGGUCAAAGAGUGGAAGGCCAAGGACUGGGCCCGACCAAUGGCUCGUAUCUCCAGCGAUGGGUCGGCUGACUUGGUCGACCAUGCGGUGGCCAUGGCUUUUGGGCAAAGCCGCUCCUCCGGUAACUAUGUCCGUGUUCAGGCAAAUGGGUCUAGUUUGGGGAGGUGUGGGGCGAACGUAGACACAGACGGUAGUUCAAGCAAUGUGAAGAUAUUAUCGGGAGUUGGAGAUGAAAUGUUGAAGCAGAAGAAUGUUGAAUCAGUGAUGUUUGGAGGGAAGAAGAUAAGUAUGGAAAGCAAUUCUGAGAAACUAGACCGGUUUGCUGAAGAACUUGUUCUGGAGCAUGAGAGGAGGAGUUGCAGAAUUGCUCCUACUGUUGUAUUCAAACAAGCUGCCCCCCAGCCCCACAACAUGUAAAAAAAGGGUCUGUAAGAAAAUAAGCAGGAAGAGAAGAAAGGAGGUGUUAAUAUUUAAAAAAAAAAAUGGAUUAUGAAGAAGAAGAAGAAGCAGCCUUUAAGUGAAGUAAGAAUCUUCUUUUUAAUUUUUAUUUGCCUUUCUUUUUCUUUUUCUUUUUCCUCUUUCAAGUUCCAACUCCAAUAUUUGAAUAAUGUAAACUGAUAGUAGUAGUAGACACGUAAAAGUUGAACUGUCUCUCCUGUUUUUAUUUUAUUUUAUUAUUAUAUGGGUUAGAU